Thermothielavioides terrestris NRRL 8126 is the source of this 642-nucleotide messenger RNA. RefSeq lists its product as uncharacterized. Lineage: Eukaryota; Fungi; Ascomycota; Sordariomycetes; Sordariales; Chaetomiaceae. Gene Ontology annotation, molecular function: O-methyltransferase activity. The annotation marks the transcript as partial. The record is from RefSeq and is a predicted model, not a curated record. The transcript is spliced from 3 exons.
CUGAUGGCCCACCCGCCCUACGGCAUGCAGUUCAACCACCAUAUGGGCGGCUACCGCCAGGGCCGUCCCUCGUGGAUGGACCCCGGCUUCUACCCUGUUGAGGAGCGGCUGAUUCAAGGCGCCAAGACGGACGCCGACGCGGCGUUCCUGGUGGACAUUGCUGGUGGUGUGGGCCACGACCUGGACGAGUUCCGCCGCAAGGUGCCGCACGCGCCUGGGAGGCUCGUGCUCCAAGACCUUGCGCCGGUCAUCGAGCAGGCGCAGUCGCUGAACUCGCGUAUCGAGAAGAUGGUAUACAACUUCUACACAGAGCAGCCAGUUAAGGGAGCCCGCGCGUACUACAUGCACUCGACGCUGCACGACUGGCCCGACGUCGAGUGCGUCAAGAUUCUGGACCGCGUCAAGGAGGCCAUGACGCCGGGAUAUUCGCGGCUGCUCAUCAACGAGAACGUGAUCCCGCCGCGGGCGGCGCAAUGGGAGGCCACGGCGCUCGAUAUCAUGAUGCUGACGCUGCUGAGCUCGCGCGAGCGCACCGAGGCCGAGUGGUACAGCCUGCUGCAGGACCAGGCAGGCCUGCGCAUCACGGGCAUCUACACAGCCCAGAAUGGUGUGGAGAGCAUCAUUGAGUGCGAGUUGGCUUGA